UAAUACCCUAAACACAGAGAAAUCAAGUGUUUGGAAAACAAAUGAAGUAAAAGAAUUCCAUCCGAGGUCAUUGAUGAAAAAUUUCUGUACCACUUCUGUAUUACAAAAACAGCAGCAUCAUCAAUGAAGGUGAUGAUGACACAGGCUGAGUAAGAGAAAUAGAUUACCGGUAAGUCAACCCCCCAACACAGGAAGCAACUAGGAAUUUUUGUAAAAUGGGGUAUAAAAUAACGGCACCCCAAAGCACAUCUGUACAUCAUCUCCACUCUUGCGGGCUCAGAAUAUCAAGAAAGAGUUAACAACAAACAAGAAGAAUGAAUUUCUCUGGAGUCAUCUUUUCUGCUGUGGUCCUGCUUCUGCUUUCUGACUCUGCUCAAUGCAAAAGAGACUGCAAGUCUGAGUGCUGCUCGUUUGUGGAGGGCAUUCCCGCGAGACUGAAGGAGCUCCGCUCGUCAUAUAAACAAAUACUCAAGUUAUACGAAUCCAAUGACGACCUCGAAGCGUUAUUAGACAACAAUGUGCAAAAGAACAUCAAUGGUCCUCACGGAUGUCAUGUCGUGAACGACAUUUUGCGCUUCUACUUGGAAACAGUCCUGCCGACAGCCGUGAAGGACAACAAUGCGCACAUCAAAACGCCCAUCGACUCCAUUGGAAAUAUAUUCCAGAGUCUCCAGAGGGACAUGGUGAAAUGCAGGAUUUACCUUUCUUGCCAUAAGGCCUUUGAUAUCACCAGCAUAAAAGACUCAUAUGAAAAGAUGGAGGACAAGGGCGUUUACAAAGCAAUGGGAGAGCUUGAUUUGCUGUUUAAGUACAUUGAACAAUAUGUAGCAUCAAAGAGAGGCAAGCACUAAUAGGAUGACAGUGUGGGGAUUGGACGGAGGGCAUGAUGGACGUGCAUCUCACUACAGUCUGAUGCAGUGCCCGUCUCUCUCUCUGCUUCAGUUUAUGAACUUCUGGAAACAAUGACAAUUUCACAUUGUCAGUUUGACAGUGUUUUGCAUAGAUCUAAAACGUCGAAUGCUUUUUAAGUCACAUUGACCAGGAUAAAUCUGAAGAUUAGUUGCAUUUUGGCAACUUCAUGAAACUACUUGAAAUCUUUUUACUUUAUAUACUGAUAUUUAUAAAUCUUUUUAUUUAUUUUUUUAUGUUUUGCAAACUUAAUGUUUUUAUUUACGAUGCGUGUAUUUUAUUUUGUAAUGAAAUAGUUGAUCCAUUAUUGCAAAUAAAUGAACAAACAUUUCCUUAUUUGGUGCAUGUGGUUUGUCUUUCUCGUGUCAAGAUACAAGUCUGCUUUUUACUUCCUAGUCUUCGUCUCGAUGUUGAAUGUGCAAACCUACUCUUUGAAGUAGCAUGUGAUUUAAACAGUCCUCCUAUUAGCAUAUCAUAUAACACUUGUACAUAGGAUGUGUCAAAAUGAACAAGUGAGGUUUUUUAAAACAAGUCUCGUGCUAACCUCAAAAGUGACCUAAAUAGAGCAGUUACCAGCAACAGUGCAGUCAACCCUUUACUGUAAUACAGCGAUACAUGUCGCACCCUAAUGAGAUUAACUAUGUAACAGCUAACACAUGCAGUGGAACUUUAAACCUGCAGCUGUGGCGUUAACAUCUGAGUCAGCAAAAAGUCAUUUGCAUGGGAACAAGAAAAUAGUUUCAGUUGUCAUGUUAAAUGCUAAGCAAGGUCUGGAGUGGUUAGCUGGUUGCAAUUGAAAUUGAAAUGUUGUGCACAACAACAGUAUAGAGUGUUAAAUAUAGUGUUAUUACCAACAUUUACAAACAAACAGUCGUGGGCACAAGUCAGCUUCAGAGACAACAAACAAACAAGCAUUUGAUGACUAAAUAGAUCAUUUUCAAAGUGAAUCUAAAGUUGUCCUUUCUGCCAUCACGCCUGUUUAAAAUGAUAGAACACAGCGCACAAAAGAAGUUAUUUUGAAGAAAGAUGGUAACCGAACAGCACUGGACUCCAUUCACUUUUAUUGCAUGGACACAAAACCAAUGCAAGUGAA
This is a messenger RNA of Triplophysa rosa, 2002 nucleotides long. RefSeq names its product interleukin 10 (gene il10). Gene Ontology annotation, molecular function: cytokine activity. Lineage: Eukaryota; Metazoa; Chordata; Actinopteri; Cypriniformes; Nemacheilidae. The record is from RefSeq and is a predicted model, not a curated record. Bases 315 to 851 code for a protein of 178 amino acids. The transcript has 5 exons. Gene Ontology annotation, biological process: immune response. Gene Ontology annotation, cellular component: extracellular region.